Messenger RNA from Zingiber officinale, 1543 nucleotides. Its product is annotated as BEL1-like homeodomain protein 9. Bases 156 to 1439 code for a protein of 427 amino acids. Gene Ontology annotation, molecular function: DNA-binding transcription factor activity, RNA polymerase II-specific; RNA polymerase II cis-regulatory region sequence-specific DNA binding. The transcript is spliced from 3 exons. The record is from RefSeq and is a predicted model, not a curated record. Gene Ontology annotation, biological process: regulation of transcription by RNA polymerase II. Lineage: Eukaryota; Viridiplantae; Streptophyta; Magnoliopsida; Zingiberales; Zingiberaceae.
GUUAAUUAUCAGAUGACAAAUUUAUAGAAACCCUUGCAUAAUUUCUUUCUUUAUGUUUUUUCCUUUUGUCUGCGGAAAGUUAACUAGGGAGGAGAGAAAAAGGCGAGAGCUUUCUGCGAUCUGACGGGUCUCCCUGCGCUUUUCGAGAGAAAGAUAUGGCGUCGGCGGCGGCAGCAGCGGCGGCUAACCGGUUGGCUGGAGGUGCAGGGGAGGAGCAGGAAGAGGAGCAGAGUGCGUUUCUUCGCGACCACCGGCGGUCGUGCUACCACGUGCCGCAGCAGAGCCGGAGGGAGAAGCUCAGAUUCCCUACGCACAGCUCUCUCUCCAUCGACUCGUCCUCGUCGCGGAUCGGCCGGUCGGCGCCGCACGGGCCGUUUACAGGCUACGCCGCGGUGCUCGGCCGCUCCCGGUUUCUCCAACCUGCGUUGAGGCUUCUAGAGGAGGUGUGCCAGGUGGGGCAGCAACGACGGCGAGCAGGAAGCCUCGGGGACGCGCUUUUGGGCGCAGAUAUGACGGAGAGGAAGGAGUUCUCCCCUGUAACCGGCGGGGAGCACCGCCGGAGGAAGACACGGCUAAAUUGUCUGCUCGAUGAGGUUCACAGAAGAUACAAACAAUAUUAUCAUCAGAUGCAAGCCGUCGUCACCUCGUUCGAGGCUGUCGCAGGAUUGAGCAAUGCGGCUCCGUACGCCUCAAUGGCUCUCGAGGCCAUGACCAAGCACUUCAGUGGCCUGGGGAGCAUUAUCUCCGGCCAACUCCGUCCGACGACCGACGGUCUCGGAAACGAAGGCGUCAAUCGAGAACCAACGGCGAGCUCCUCGCUUCUGAACAGAAGCUGUUGUUUCCAUGGGCCGCCGGCGGCAGAAGCCGUCGCCACCUUCGCGCAGCCACACUUCUGGCGUCCGCAGAGAGGGCUUCCUGAGCGGGCAGUCGCCGUGCUCCGUGCCUGGCUCUUCGAACACUUCCUGCACCCGUAUCCCACCGACGUCGACAAGCAAAAUUUGGCUAAACAGACAGGAUUGACAAGAAACCAGGUGAAAACGAAACACAAUCAGAUUCGUCCAAAGCAGUUUCUAUGCGUGCGUGAUUCUAGUUCUGCUUCCUCCCUCUUGAUCAGGUUUCUAACUGGUUUAUCAACGCGAGAGUGCGAGUAUGGAAGCCGAUGGUCGAGGAAGUGCACGCCCUGGAGAUGCGCGAGAAGAGCAAGAUGUCUGGAAAUGGCGAUCGCGGCCAGCCUCCACAAAUCCAGACCGCGAGCUCAAGAAGUCGCACCGAUCAGUACCCAUCGACGCACAUUCGAGAACCUCCACUUGAAUCUGCUGAUCAUUGCAGGAAUGGAGUCUCACUCACGUUGGGACUCCACCGGAAUGUUGGAAUUCACUUUUCCGACUCGCUUCACGGCCCAGAGGAGUGCUCAUGUUGCUGCUUGUACGAGGAGAUGAAUAAAUAGGCUUGUUAAUGUAAUUUGUUUGCCAAGACACUGCUUUCUUAAUCUGUAAAAGCAUAUCGAUUGCAGAUAAUCAUCCUGUUUCGUUGUCUUCUUUAA